Molecule: messenger RNA, 690 nt
Organism: Electrophorus electricus (electric eel)
Lineage: Eukaryota; Metazoa; Chordata; Actinopteri; Gymnotiformes; Gymnotidae
Product: zgc:158868
Cellular component (GO): cytoplasm
Molecular function (GO): oxidoreductase activity
Source: RefSeq, a predicted model, not a curated record
AUGUCGAAAGCUGCAGUCAUCAACAUCUCCACGAUGUUCUCCUCCAUUGAGUGGUGCCCCAAGAUGUUCACCUUGACACCGACGUGCGCCUACAGAACCAGCAAAGUGAGCUCUCUAUUUAAUCAUUCCAUCAAGAUGUUCAUCUGUUCUCGGGCUGCCCUGAACAUGCUGACAAGACACUGGGCUGAGAACUUUACAAAAGACUGAAUUCUUGUCAUGGCGGUACACCGUGGCUGGUUCUUAACUGACCUGGGUGGUGAACGUGCGCCCCUUGUGCUCAGGAUGGUCUCUUCCCUAAUGGAGAAACACAGUGGAACCCUGCUGGACUGGGAAGGCAACAAUAUCCUGUGGUGAUGCGUAGACAUUUCAGCAAAGGCGUCUCCAACACAGUUUGUGACAAUGCACACCGUUAUAAAUACCCUUGCCCUGACACACUGCCCGUGUCUGCAUUGUGUGCCAUAAAUGUUGCAAAUAAAUUAUUUAUGUAGCACAAUCCAUUGUUAUGUUUAAGCAUCACCUAAAUUUGGCGUACUGUGUAACGACAGCUAAACUGAAGGUCAGAUACUGAGGGAUAUUCACUGGAUAGCCAUGAAGGCGAGAUCAGUUGAGGAACUUCCCAGAGACGUUUCCUGAGAGCAGAGUGGCAUGAUUAAAGUCAGCCACUUCCCCUAGAUGGUCUCGUGACAGUGU